Bacillus rossius redtenbacheri is the source of this 4496-nucleotide messenger RNA. RefSeq names its product tectonic-1. Gene Ontology annotation, biological process: cilium assembly. NCBI's taxonomy places the organism in Eukaryota, Metazoa, Arthropoda, Insecta, Phasmatodea, Bacillidae. Bases 1 to 1995 code for a protein of 664 amino acids. The record is from RefSeq and is a predicted model, not a curated record. Gene Ontology annotation, cellular component: ciliary transition zone. The transcript is spliced from 5 exons.
AUGCUCCGUGCCUGGCUGUGCCUCGGGUGUGCGCUCGCGGUCCUCGCCGCUGGCGCCAAUGACACCGGCAGCUGCGCCACGUCGCAGCCGGACGCGCCGUGCGACGCCAAUGCGACGGCGUCGAAUCAUACCGACGUCGCUGCCUCUGCCGAUACCACAGACGUGCCGCUGAAUACCACGCCGGCAUUCUCCACCACAACAGAGUCGCCGUUAGACACGGUCGCCACGGCGCCAUCACCACCACCGCCAGUCCGUGGUGAAAUUUGCUUCUGCGACUUAACGGCGGGCGUGUGCGACGUGAACUGCUGCUGCGACGGCGACUGCUCGAGCGAGGACCGGAGGGUGUUCUCCAGCUGCAAGGACGCCGAGCCGGAGCCCAGGGACGACCACCGCUGCCCCCGGCCCCUCACCCUGUACCGCGACAACGCCCCGCAGCUCUUCUGCGUCGUGGCGGAGAACCUGCCCAGGACCUUCCAGUACCCGGACAGGCAGACUGUCAAAAGUUCAUCGGAAUUCUCUAAACUGCACGGUUUGACGCGGUCCUUCGGCUGGCCAGCAGUGGAAGCAGAAUCUGAGCUGCCGUUGUUCGAGCCACCAUUUACGUACAGAGACGGCGGGAUCGUGUGGAUCUCGAAGGAUUCCGAACUGUUACCGCUUAGUGUUCCCGUCGGCGUGACGCACGCGGCCUGCCAGACGACCAGACAAGUGCUGUACCUGAGGGAUUGGUCCAGCUCGUGCACCCGGGCCGUGCCUGCCGAGGACUGCGGCUCGGCGGGCGGGCUCGGCACGGCCGGGUACCACGAGGGGGUGGGCGUGGUCGCAGCGCCGCACCUCGUCAACGCCACGCUGCUGCCUGACGUGCGUCAGGUAUGCAUGCAGAAUGUGUGUGUACCAGUAACACCAUACCUAUGCGCUGAUGUUAGUGAUGCAGCGGACUGCAGCAAACAUGACAACAUUUCGGUGCCUAUCAGAGAUGAAGACUCUGGAUCAUGCAUGAACAUCGUGAGGAAAGUGCGUUAUGUUUUGACCCACAAUGGCACGCAAGGAAUAGUUCACGUCGGUGCUUACUUUUCACUCACGGAUAUUCCGGUUUCGCAGCGCUUUGUGACGCAGACCUUCAGCGUAAGUUUCCGCUGGGAUCGAGAAGGAGAAGCUGCGCACAGACGUAGCGGACGUCGUGGCUACAUCGCAGGGAGACCAUUGCUCUUGGGUCGUAAAGUGGCCUGUCCAUCGCCUGACGGCCCGGAAGAGGAAAUUGAGGUUGUUGAAUUUGAAGACUCAAAUAGGUGGCUGACCAUCCCUAGAGCGAUGCCAGACGGCAAGUGCGACUCGAAGGAAAGGCAAGCAGUAACGUUCUUGGUCAAUCGACGGUCUCAGUGUGUUUUACCUCUCUCCAUUGCCAACUUCAGCUCUGAGGACGCGUGUCAAUCAGCGCAGAAACAACUACUGCAUUUGAUGAUUGGAAGUGCCUUGGACAACGUGACCGAUGAGAAAUCGUUCAAUCAGCAUGUGGGUGCAUUUGGGGAUUCCAACGUGGAAGUCCUUGGCGAGUGGACUCAAAUAGUGCUCGACAGUGUUCCAAGUUUGUCCACGAGAUCGUCCGGCCAGGAUAAGACUCUCGUUUGCCAUGACAUUGUUACAAACAUGCAAAUCGACGUUCUCGUGUCUUACGUUGGAAACGUGCUACACCCUCAGGCCAAGGUGAUUGGGGUGUUGAUGAAGUUAGGUGGGCCAAAGCUAGUAGUGUUCGAGUGUGUACUCCCCGACUGCACGAAUGUGUCCUUUAGUGAUCACAGCACCAUGGUGACGAGCUCCGUCAUGUUCACCGACAUUACAAGACAUGCAAUUGCUUACUUUGCGGAGCCACCCGUGGUUAAUAUUAGGCUGCCUAAUGAUUUCUUCUAUCCAUUUGUUUCGAGUGCAGUUAGAGCGGAAACAAACAGUUGCAGUUGUAUUAUUUUUGUGAUGAUAUUCUCACUUUCCUUUGUAGAAUGAUAAAUCUGCACAGUGCACUGCAAUUUCAGACCUUAGUGCUCAAAUCUGUGAUUCACAAACACUUGCAAAUUUCACCAAAAAAUAUUUUUAUAGUUUUAUACACAUUUUAACACAUCUUCCCUUCUUACACUUGCCAUAUAAAUGGGAGUUGUGAUUUCUUUAUAUUAUUGAAAAAAUUACAAUCUUAAAAUAUUUAAGGCUACUUAAAUUUGUUAUUUUUUGUUUAUGUUUUGUGUUGGUGGUCAAAUGAUGAAUGGUUUGUAGUAUUUUUGUUUGAAUUGUGGGUUUUGUGUGUAUUGUAAAUUUUGCACUGUCCAUCAUAUGUUGCAUGCUGUGUGUUAUUUAUGUUGUAUGUGUAAUUUUUUGUCCAAUAGCAAAUAAAAUUUGUUUGAUGGGAUUAUUUAACAGCACCUGCACAUCUGGGGUGUGAAUUCACUUGCAGGUUAUUGAAAAUAUUUAUUUUUAAAAGCAAUAAAAAGUGUUAAGUCAUUUAUCCAUUUAUGUAUUUGCAGCCUAUUUGCCUAAAACAAGAACUACACUAUGGAUGUAACAAAAAUACAGUAAACUCCCGGUAUACCGCGCCCCGAUAGAUCGCGGAAUCGGGUAUAUCGCGGGUCAAACCAUGUCCCCCAAUCAGAAAUUAAUAAUAAUAAUAAUAACACAGUAGAACCUCGUUAAUUCGUGAUGGUCGGGACCGAGAUAAUCACGGAUUACCGAAUUUCACGGACUAGCGAUUAAAGCCCGGAAGGUCUUGUCAAGCUUCUCAGAUACCGGCGUGCAGCUGGGUUAAGGCCAAGGUCAUGUGACGUAACAUCUACCGAGGCUUACUGCGCCAUGGCAGCAGAUGGAUAUAAAUAGUAAACUCUCCAUUAUUCGUGUUAAUUGGGACCCGCCGAUGCCCGGCUAAUUAAAAUCCUGUAAAAAAAAAAGUAAUAAACCCGGAUAAUCCGUUCACGGUAAAGACCGUCUUCGAAUUAGUCUCGGCUUAAAAAAAAUACGGCACUGCCUAGCCAUUAGUUCACGGUCAUUUACAACAGCCGAAGAGAGAAAGAUAAGAUCGUGCUGAACUUGCACACAUAAAUUUUGGGUAGCCCCCCCCUCCCUCUCAAUCUUCCCACUUCGUCCAGCCGAAUGCCAGCCAGACACGUCACUCGCCAGGCGCCUGCCGUGCGUUGGCGGGUGGAAACAAACAAAGGGAGACGGGAAGCAGAAGUCAAGACAUCCCCCUCAAGUUUAAAGAGUGACAAAUGUGACAGCUGAAAGGGGGACGACACAAAGGGUCGGUACAAACAGCGUUGCAGAGUUUGGCGGCCCAUGCGAAGGCUUGCAGUGUUUGCCGGCCGCCGGCCCGCGUGACGUUAAUUUUAAGCGCUGACAAUUUUUACUUCUCUUUUUUUUCUGCACUUUUAAAUCGUCCCGGAUUAUCCGAUUCCCGAAUUAGCGCGUCACGGAUUAACGAGUUUCUACUGUAAUAAUAAUGGAAUAAAUGAUUGACAGCCGAUUAGGAUAAUUUUGCGUUGUAACUCACAAACUAAGCAUCGGGCAGAAAAAAGCCUAGGCGUAGAAAAUGUCCGCAGUGAAAUUCUAAACAAGAUAUCUCCGUACAUUAUUCCUCUAUCUUGUAGUGUUUUCAAAUUAUGAUCCAAUCCAGACCAGUGUUAUUUUCUGAAACAUUAGUUCUUAACAUUUUUUUUAACCCACAAAUAAAGCAUCGGACAGGGGACCCGAUAAAGCCUACCGUCCAGCGACAUUAUCCAGCGUGACUCGGCUGGGGAUUGAUUUUGGAUAGGUUAGGUUGACGGCAAGCGCUUGGAGGGGAGAGGCGAGCCGAGAAUAUGCGACCAAGACACCCGGGUAGAGCGGUAGACGGGAGGAGUGGAAUAUAAGCGCCAGUGAUGAGAGGGGCGAUUAAGCCGAAAGGGGGGAAGUCUGGUGACCUUGAGUAGUUCACUCAUUUCCGUCUGCACACUUCUCGUGGUCACGUGUGUUAAGCGGAGACAUAUAAAUGUUUUGUUACAACUUGAACCUACAGACGUAAUAUUAUUCGUUGUAUUAUACACGUUCAUCUUUUUACUUUGGUAUAAUGUUUUAACAUUAAAUAAUAAAGUAAAUCAGCUAGCGUAAUUUUAAUCUUUGCCGAGGAAUUCCCAGUGGUCCAAUACUUACGUGAACCAUACUGUACCACUUUUGCCGUGAGGUAGUAAACAAGCCCCGGAUAUGUUUAUGUGUAGCGGCCUCCCGACCUUUAACCAGAGGCUGGGGAAUAUAACACUUGCCGAUCCGAGCCACACACACUCAGCAACUCGACAAAGCGUUUGAUGGAAUAAGUAAAGACAACGUUUAACAGACUUUUUAAUACGGCGCCACUGAUUGCGCUAAAAUUAUUUUGGCGCAAUUUUUGUAUCCCACAUGUGACCAUUUAUAAUUUACUAUAAGCAUGGAUAACAAAGUUUAACCACUUUACACGAUAGACGAUUCUUUAUUUUAUAUUGUACGAAUGC